Molecule: messenger RNA, 1522 nt
Organism: Labrus bergylta (ballan wrasse)
Lineage: Eukaryota; Metazoa; Chordata; Actinopteri; Labriformes; Labridae
Gene: nfam1
Biological process (GO): positive regulation of cytokine production; positive regulation of B cell receptor signaling pathway; regulation of B cell differentiation
Cellular component (GO): membrane raft
Molecular function (GO): transmembrane signaling receptor activity
Source: RefSeq, a predicted model, not a curated record
GAGGAAACCCAAAAGAUCAGUUUAUGUAGCAAGAAUACUGAGAAACACAGAGUAUAUCAGGGACAACGAAAGAAAAAGUCAGAAGAACCGAUUAAAACACCUUCAAAUCACAACAUGGAACCUCCAAAGAGACGGCGCCUUUUCCUCAGCUUGACCUGUGUGUUUGUCCUCUACCUUCCUUCUACAUGCUCAGGACUCGACGUACCAUGCCUACAGCUGAACACCACGGUCUUUGUGGCUCUCAGGGGUGAAGUGAUCUUCGUUGAAGUUGACUUGAAGAUUCCAGCUAACCAGAGUAAAGACAUUUUGAACUGCUUGGAUCCUUCACUGCAACAUAUUUACAGCUGUGACGUCGUUAACCAGCCGACCGUCCAGACGCUGAGAUUGGAGAUGAAAAACCUGACCAGAACAGGGGAAUACCAGUGCCAGUAUAAAACAGCCAAGGUGUUCUGGUUCCUUCGACUGAGAGAUGAAGGCUACACUGAACCCAUAAUGUGGAAUCAUACUGAGUUCAUCCUGGCCAUACUCACCAGUUUGCUGCUGGUUUUCAGUGUGGUCGGCUCGGUGUGUGUCUUCAGAGGAAAUUGGAAAGAACACUUCUCUAGCUGUGGCCAGCCGAACAGAAAACAUGAGCAGAAACAAGAAGAAAGGAUGGCAAAGGAGGAGCAGGAAGACAACCUGAAUGUGGUCACAGAUCCAUCGACUUCUUUCUACGCUAGUCUCGAGCAUCGGGCCGGGUCAAUUUAUGACGUGUUGGACCGUUCAACUACUGAAGAAGGGUCGAACAAAAGCAAAGCUAAAGUCAAGAAAAAGGAGUCCCAACAAACGAUGGCCCAAACAACACAGAUCCAGCAAGAAGGUGUUUUCGAGUGUGUCUAUGAGAAUUUUUAAAACAUUAACAAACUUGUUUCAACAGGUUUUGAUAUUUAUAUCUGUAUUUUGAAAUGUAACAUUUUGCUUUGCUGUGUCAUUGUCACCUUUAACUUUAGAAAUAAGUAUUUACACUGAACAAGAAAAAUGUUUAGAAUGACUCUAACCCUAACCCUAAAUGAAAAAUACAGAAGUAUUAGAAACUAUGCUAAAAUUAGGUCACAAUGCAGAAAGAAUGGCCUCUAAGAGCUGACUCAUGAUGGAUAAUACUGUGUGUUAACCAAGUCUCAUGAAUUCACAUGUAGCAAGAAUUGUAAUGUUGCAGACAGAGCUCAUUUCAACUAUUUUGUUAACUGUUGGAUUUACUCCAUAACAAGUCAAAAAAAAUGAAGUUGUAUCACGUGAACAGAAAAAAAAUACUUGUGAAAUUUCCUGUGGAAUUAUGUGGUAAGAUUGGUAACUUUUGUGCAGCACUGGAGUGAAUGGAGAUAGUAACCCUCUAUGGAAACCCAUUUCUGCCAGUAAAAAAAAUAAAAAUGAAAAUAAUAAAAGUCUCAUAAUUACAACUUCAAUCUCAUAUCAUUAUUAUGACUUUAUUAUUUUUAUUUUUAUUUUUUAACUGGCGGAAAUGGGCUUCCAUAAACCCACCUCC